UACUUACAUUUCUUUUCCUACAAAAUUUCUACGAAAAGCUUUACUGUGUGUUUCGUGCGCUUGAACUGCGGCAUCAACUGGGGAUCUCUACAUCAAGUCUUUCGAAACCGAAAUCAGGUAAUGUAUAUGAACCUCUGAUUUUGAGUUAAUCGAAGUGUCUCUCUCCUUUCUCCCUUUCUAUGAUUGAUUUAAAGUCCUUUGAAGGAAGUUAGGGUUAGAGGUGGGGGGGAUUUUGAAUGUGCAACAAAAAAGGGUUUUUCUUUUUUUUGGGAUCCUAACUUAUUCCUCCCCCCUACUUCGUGUAGAGUUUGAGAAAAUGUCGUCAGAAAGAACACAAAGUAUAGUAGGGAGUGAGGUGAUGCCCCUGGACUAUGGGAGCAUGGACUCAGAGAGUAGUCCAUCUCCAACUAGUUCAGAGAAAACGGUGGAGGGGGUGAGAGGAGAUGAGGUGGUGGAGGUUGGGGGAAAAAAGGUGGUAAAGAUUGGGAGGAAUGAGGUGUUAGGGGUUGGGGUAGAUAGCAUACCCAUUACCAUAGUAGAAGUAGAAGGUAGAGGAGAGAGAGAUUAUAAUGUGAAUGCGGAGACAGUGGAGGAGGUGAAGCAGUAUAGUUCUAAACUAAGGACCAGGGAUAGCUUGGGUCACUUAGUGGAAAAUUACGAGAUCUCUUCUCGAGUGCUAGUUAGGCCAACUGGGGUAGAGGAGAGAGCGUGUUCUGCUCCUCGGGACCAUUGGAUGCCCAUAUAUUCCCACUAUCUGAUAACGGGGUUGAGGUUUCCAAUUCCUGAGUUGCUGGUAGAAUUGUUAUUAGAUUAUAAGAUAGGGUUGACACAAUUAGUCCCCAAUGCUAUGAGAGGGGGUAGUAGGAGGGAUAAGGGGUGGUAUUAUUUCACCCCCAGGGUAGCCAAUAGGGAGAGUAGGUCUUUGUUUACUGCGGGUCCUUCAUCCAUUAAAGGAUGGAAGGAAAAAUUCUUUUUUAUGGAUGAUACAGAGUGGGGGAGGGGGGAUGCCGAGGUGAGGGAGCUAGCCUCCUGGAAGGCUAAAAGGGCCAACCAGAAUAGGUUUAGUUUGAAUGAGGAUGAGGAGGAAGAAGUGAGGAAGUUGGUGAGGAAGGGGGGGGAUUUACUAAACAUAAUGGACCUCACCAGCGCACAAUGCAUAGAAGCCGCUGAGCUCUAUGGGCCAAGCGCUUUGAGUGAAGCUGAAAUGGAUCAAUUUUUAAACACUGUUGGAGGAGCGGCCAUCCCCAAGAAGACAAGGAAGAAGUCAAAGACUUCAACCAAGCAAGUGGAUGAGGGGAGGGCUAGGAAGGAGGUAGUGGCCACGACUUCAGUUGAAACGGAGGAGGAGGUGCCACAGUUGAAGAGGAAGGGUUGGGAGGAGAGGAGGGCACUGCAGAAGAAGCAGAAGGUGGUGGAGGAGGAGAUGGGGAAUGAGGUCCCUCUGUUCGUACCUCAGCCUUCUCUUGUUGAGUUGGACCCUGAGCUCAGACAGUUGGAGGAGGAGGCUAAGAGCAGCUUGUUCGAGGCGAAGAACAUGAUGGGGGCUAGGUGGUUCAUCAACAACACCUUCCCUGAAGUGGACAGACGCAACGCGCGGGAGGAAGCUUUGAGGUAUGGUGGAGCGUCCGUUGUGAAGCAUGUUCUAGAGCGCAAGCUGGGUGAAUGGUCUAGCCCAAGAAUUCAGGGAGAGCCUGAAGGAGCACUCACUCUUGUAGAGGCAGAGAGGUCUUCCCUGAGCACCAAGCUCGUCUUUGAAGAGAGCAAACGAAGGAUCUCUGAAAGCGAGCGUGAGGCUCUGGCGCAAGAACUAAAGUUGACGAAGGAGGCUUUCUUGGAGCUGAAGCAGAAUGUGCAGACCUUGGUGCAUAAUGGAAUGAAGGAGCACAUCAGCAACUUCAUAAGCUCCAGCUCGUUUGACAACAUCGUCAACUUAUAUCGGCUGCCCACUGCUAUCAUUACAUUCACGGACUGCAGGAAGAAGGUGAAGGCAAAAUAUCACGAAAUGGAUAUUACGAAGAUCACCUUCGGAGAGCAAGAAGAAGGGGUGGAGGAAGAUGUGGAGGAAGAAGGGGCAGAGGUAGAGGAAGACGAGAUGGAGGCAGGAGUGGAGGGAGCUGAAGUGGAUGAGAGCCAACCAGUUCCAGAAGUGGAGAUUCAUCCAGUUCCCUCCGACGAUGAGCAACCUCCUCUACCAGACGAGCAGCAGCCAACACAACCACCUCCUCCAGCUGAGCAGGAGCCAGUGGAGCCACAUCUCCCAACGGAGAAAUAAUUUUAUUUUUUAAUUUUUUGUAAAAACAUUUAGACAGUUUGUAACACUGUUAUUUUGUUAAAUGGAAUUAUAUGUUUGUUUAUGUUUGGUUUAUAUUUUUUUAUUUUUUAUUAAUAGAAGAACUGAGAGUAC
Molecule: messenger RNA, 2404 nt
Organism: Rubroshorea leprosula
Lineage: Eukaryota; Viridiplantae; Streptophyta; Magnoliopsida; Malvales; Dipterocarpaceae
Source: the annotation of a GenBank genome assembly